AUGAGGGCGUGGUGGAAAGAAAGCACCGUUUACCAGAUCUAUCCUGCAUCUUUUAAGGAUUCCAACGGAGACGGCAUCGGCGAUCUCAGAGGAAUCCUCUCAAAGCUUGAUUACAUCCAGGCACUCGGCGUGGACAUAGUAUGGCUGAACCCGAUUUUCAGCUCUCCCCAAGUCGACAUGGGAUAUGAUAUCUCCGACUACUACAACAUCCAUCCACCGUACGGAACGAUGGAGGACGUGGAUAUGUUGGCUAAGGGGCUUCGUGAGCGAGGAAUGAAAUUGGUGAUGGAUCUGGUCGUCAAUCAUACUUCAGAUCAGCAUCCCUGGUUUCAAGAAGCCAUUUCUUCAGUCUCUAGUCCGCGUCGUGACUGGUAUAUUUGGAAGAAGCCAAUAAUAGGAAAGGAUGGCAAGCCCCAGCCUCCCAACAAUUGGAAGUCAUAUUUUGGAGGAAGUGCAUGGGAGUACGACGACCGAUCUGGCGAAUACUAUCUGCACCUUUUUGCCAAAGAACAGCCGGACCUCAACUGGGAUAACGUCGAAGUGCGGAAAGCGGUUCAUAGGAUCAUUCGAUUCUGGCUGGAGAAGGGUGUUCAUGGUUUCCGUAUGGAUGUGAUUAACUUUAUCAGCAAGGACCAGAGUUUCCCAAAUGCGGCGAUUGUUAGCAAUUCCAGGUGGCAGAAUGGAUCGGCGCACUACGCGUGCGGACCAAGGCUCCAUGAAUAUCUGCAGGAAAUUGGUGCGAUCCUCAAGGAAUACGACGCUUUCUCGGUAGGAGAAAUGCCCGAAGUGAAUGACUGUGACGAAAUUUUAAAGGCUGUCGGUUUUCAACGUGGUGAGCUAAACAUGAUCUUCCAUUUUGAGAUUGUAUCCCUCGACCAUGGUGAAGGCGGCAAAUUUACUCCUAAAGAUUGGAAAAUGCAAGAGCUGAAGUCUGUGGUAGCGAAAUGGCAGAAGUUCAUGCACGAGAACAAUGGAUGGAAUGCGCUAUACCUCGAAAACCAUGAUCAGCCUCGCAUUGUUUCGCGAUUCGGCUCAGACCAGCCGGGCAAUCGUGAACUGUCAGCUAAGAUGCUGGCGGCUUUCCUGGGCUUCCAGAGCGGCACCUUGUUCAUAUAUCAGGGUCAGGAACUGGGGAUGCCGAAUGUGCCCAGGCAUUGGGGGAUUGACCAAUAUCGGGAUAUCGAAACAUUAAAUCACUGGAAAGAGAUUGUCUCUGAAGGACUUGCAGAUCCAAACGUCUCCCUUCAGGAGUACAGGUUGAAGUCAAGGGAUAAUUCGCGCACACCAAUGCAAUGGGACGGAUCGGAAAAUGCGGGCUUUUCCACCUCCAAGCCAUGGAUAUCUGUUCAUGAUGACUACAAGACCUUCAAUGCCGCCUCGCAAAUAGCUGAUAAAAAUAGCGUGUAUCACUUUUGGAGCGCAAUUCUUGGCCUACGAAAAGCGUUCCCUGAUAUUCUCGUAUACGGAUCUUUCGAUAUGAUUUCCAGUGAGCAUCCGGAUAUAUUCGGUUACAAGCGAGUGUCAGAUAACGGUCGAGUGGCGGUGAUUGUCGCCAAUUUUCGCCCGUGGGUUGUCACAUGGACGCCCCCGCAUUUCAGCAAGAUCAAAUCCGGGGGAAUUGUCUUGACCAAUUAUCCUGGCCGCCGAAGUCUCAAGUGCAUUUCCGAAGAGCCGCUCAAUCUUGAGCCCUUGGAGGCUUUUCUGUGGCUUGAAGAUUUGGAGCAGUCGUCACACCUUGGUAACUCUGGUACGUACCAAUCGGUGAAUGUCUUAGUGCACCCCGAAGAAGGCCCGAAUGUAUCCACUAGCAUGCAUCGUCCCCGCGGCGCUCCGGCGAGGUGUAUGGAAAUCUCGUUGGUAUGCGAGUACAAAGAUAUCGCACGCCGGAAAGGCCCUAAGGGCCACCAGGCUCCCGUCUUGACUUCUCUGCGUUCGGCAGUGAAUCCAAAUGGCUCGUCGCCACUGACCAACGACGUUCAGCCUAUCGACAAUGUGAUUGCUGAAUUUUCCCCAGCCUCCAUGGCUUCAUUGAGUGACUUCAUAUCCUCUGUCGGCUAUGAAGUUCCGCUGUUGACGCCUGAAAUAUGCACUGCUGGGUUGGCCCCAGGCCCACCGCGAAUCUCCUCGACACAGCUUCAAGCGCAUUUGCACGUCUUCAUAACAUAUCUAUAUCCCAUCAUGCCAGUUAUAGAUAAAGAUGCACUCCUGAUAGACUGUGCUAACCCGGAGGCAUUGGGUCUCCGUCGUUAUGCACUUCUGGUUGCCCUUUCUGCUGCCGCCCAUUUGCAGCUGAAUCUCGACAUGCCACAAGAGAACGCCCAAGCCGAUAUAUCCCAGUCAGGUCAAAGCCUCCUUAGGGAAGUGUUACGAACCCUGCAGCAAUUCGACCCCCUUGAUGACCCACACGUCGACAACGUUCUGACUAUGUUCUUCCUGUUCGCUGCAUAUGGAAAUCUCCGCAGAACGCAUCAGGCUUGGCACUAUCUCAACCAAAGCAUUUGUUUCGCAUAUAUGCUGAAGCUGAAUGUAGAGUCUACCUACACGAAUUUGGAUCAGUACGAAGCUGAUAGGCUUCGGAGAAUCUACUGGCUUCUUUUCAUUACAGAACGGUAG
Messenger RNA from Talaromyces amestolkiae, 2613 nucleotides. RefSeq lists its product as uncharacterized. The transcript has 7 exons. Gene Ontology annotation, molecular function: alpha-amylase activity. NCBI's taxonomy places the organism in Eukaryota, Fungi, Ascomycota, Eurotiomycetes, Eurotiales, Trichocomaceae. The record is from RefSeq and is a predicted model, not a curated record. Bases 1 to 2613 code for a protein of 870 amino acids. Gene Ontology annotation, biological process: oligosaccharide catabolic process.